AGAUGAAGCUCGCAGGUGCAAGCGGUGGAGCAAGCUCCCCUCGCCCGGAGCACGCUCGGCUCGCACCGCGGGCAGGCUCUCCUGGUGCAGGUGCAAGCGGUGGAGCAAGCUCCCCUCGCCCGGAGCACGCUCGGCUCGCACCGCGGGCAGGCUCUCCUGGUGCAGGUGCAAGCGGUGGAGCAAGCUCCCCUCGCCCGGCGCACGCUCGGCUCGCACCGCGGGCAGGCUCUCCUGGUGCAGAUGAAGCUCGCAGGUGCAAGCGCUGGAGCACGCUCGGCUCGCACCGCGGGCAGGCUCUCCUGGUGCAGAUGAAGCUCGCAGGUGCAAGCGCUGGAGCACGCUCGGCUCGCACCGCGGGCAGGCUGCGCCUCACGCCUUGGCGGGUCUCGCUUAACCCUCGCGCCCCCUGCGCAGGGGCCCAGGCGCCCCCUCGCCGCCCGAGGAGCCAGGAGCGGGGCCGCGGCCGGGCGGCUGGCGCUGCCAGCAGGGCCCGCUGCCUCCUCUCUCCUCCCCCCUGCCGUCCCGCCGCUCGGCCCGUGGCUGCCGGGCAGCGGAUCACGGCGUAGGAAAGGGAACGCGGGGAAGCGAAGAGUGGCCCCGACUCUCGGCAGCGUUUUCCCCACCGGCCGUCAGUGACCUCCCAGAGCGGCCCGGGGCUGCUAGCUCACGUGCAGGCACUUGGGCUCUGAGGGGAGAAGGUGGGAAGGGAGCGAGGGGGGAGAAGGAGGAGCGUCUGUGAGGGAAGAGUAAUACUUACUGAAAGAUUUGGGACAAGAAGCCUGGAGAGGUGGCGGUUUAGAGGCUUCCUUCUCUGAUUGAGGAAUCCUUGCUGCGUGUUGUGCCUUGGCUGCAAUUUGAUAAGAGUACCCUGACCAGUUUUCUGUCUGGAGCAGAGCAGCGAGGAGAAGCUCCUAGAGAGAACAAGGCGUGCGGAGCUCGGAUCACCAGCAUCAUGCUCCUUGGGCUUGGAUCGUAGAUCCCCCCCCUCUUUGAACAUUAAAAGAACUCCUUCGGCCAUCAGCGUCCCAGGCAGACCCAGCGAGAAAACACACACUUGAGAGAGAGAGGAAAGAAAGAGGAGGAAGAGAAAAAAAUCUGCAACCAAGUGGACUAAAGCAAAGGGGGAAAAAAAAAAAGAGAGUGCUUUGCUUGCACAGCUGCGAAGUGGGAAUUUAAAGACCUGCAGAGAGAGAUUCCAGCUCAUCAGCACAUACACAUUGCAGAAUUACAGAUCCAGGUAGAAAUGACAUCAACAGGGAAAGAAGGCAGCGGAGCUCAACAUGCACAAUAUGUUGGACCCUAUCGUUUGGAGAAAACCCUAGGAAAAGGACAGACAGGGCUGGUGAAGUUGGGGGUUCACUGUGUCACGUGUCAGAAGGUCGCCAUAAAAAUUGUCAACAGAGAGAAGCUGAGCGAGUCGGUGCUAAUGAAGGUGGAGCGGGAAAUAGCCAUCCUGAAGUUGAUAGAACACCCUCACGUUUUAAAGCUGCACGAUGUUUACGAAAACAAAAAAUAUUUGUAUUUGGUGCUAGAACAUGUGUCAGGUGGGGAGCUCUUCGACUAUCUGGUAAAAAAGGGAAGAUUGACACCAAAAGAAGCCAGGAAGUUCUUCCGACAAAUCAUCUCUGCUUUAGACUUCUGCCAUAGUCAUUCAAUAUGCCACAGGGAUUUAAAACCAGAAAACUUACUGCUGGAUGAAAAGAACAACAUCCGGAUAGCAGACUUCGGGAUGGCAUCGCUGCAGGUCGGGGACAGCUUGUUAGAAACCAGUUGUGGAUCACCACAUUAUGCUUGCCCUGAAGUCAUCCGGGGAGAAAAAUACGAUGGGAGGAAAGCAGACGUCUGGAGCUGUGGAGUCAUUUUAUUUGCGUUGCUAGUGGGUGCCCUACCUUUCGAUGAUGACAACUUGAGGCAGCUGCUGGAGAAAGUGAAGCGUGGGGUGUUCCACAUGCCACACUUCAUCCCCCCAGACUGUCAGAACCUCUUGCGGGGGAUGAUUGAAGUGGACGCCUCGAAACGGCUCACGCUAGAACAUAUUCAGAAACACAUAUGGUAUAUAGGGGGUAAGAACGAGCCAGAACCAGAGCAGCCAAUCCCUCGAAAGGUGCAGAUUCGUUCUCUGCCUUCCUUGGAGGAUAUUGAUCCAGACGUGUUAGAUAGCAUGCACUCGUUAGGCUGCUUCCGCGACCGAAAUAAACUCUUACAGGACUUGUUGUCAGAAGAAGAAAACCAAGAGAAAAUGAUUUAUUUUCUUCUGCUUGACCGGAAGGAGAGAUAUCCUAGUCAUGAAGAUGAGGAUCUUCCCCCUAGAAAUGAAAUAGACCCCCCCAGGAAGCGUGUGGACUCCCCAAUGCUGAACAGGCAUGGGAAGAGGCGGCCAGAGAGGAAGUCGAUGGAGGUCCUCAGUGUGACGGAUGGAGGCUCCCCAGUCCCUGCUCGCAGAGCGAUCGAAAUGGCACAGCAUGGACAGAGGUCUCGGUCAAUCAGCGGAGCAUCGUCUGGGCUCUCCACCAGUCCUCUCAGCAGUCCAAGGGUCACCCCUCACCCCUCUCCAAGGGGAAGUCCCCUCCCUACCCCCAAGGGGACACCUGUCCAUACGCCAAAGGAGAGCCCAGCAGGCACACCCAACCCAACACCACCAUCCAGCCCCAGCAUUGGAGGAAUGCCAUGGAGGACACGGCUCAACUCCAUCAAGAAUAGUUUCCUGGGGUCUCCUCGCUUCCAUCGCCGGAAAUUGCAAGUACCUACUCCAGAGGAGAUGUCUAAUUUAACCCCGGAAUCAUCCCCAGAGCUUGCCAAAAAAUCCUGGUUUGGUAACUUCAUCAACUUGGAGAAAGAAGAACAGAUUUUUGUGGUCAUUAAGGACAAACCACUAAGCUCCAUUAAGGCUGAUAUUGUCCACGCUUUCCUCUCGAUCCCAAGCCUCAGUCACAGUGUCAUCUCACAGACAAGUUUCCGUGCAGAAUACAAGUCCACAGGAGGUCCUGCUGUCUUCCAGAAGCCAGUCAAGUUCCAGGUGGACAUAACAUACACAGAAGGGGGAGAGGCACAGAAGGAGAACGGGAUCUAUUCUGUCACUUUCACACUCUUAUCAGGUCCAAGCCGUCGUUUUAAGAGGGUAGUAGAAACCAUUCAGGCACAGUUGUUAAGCACACACGACCAGCCUUCAGUGCAGCAGUUAUCAGACACCACUAACUGUAUGGAGUUGAUGACUGGCAGACUUUCCAAAUGUGGCAGCCCAUUGAGUAACUUCUUUGACGUAAUUAAACAACUUUUUUCAGACGAGAAGAACGGGCAGGUGAGCCAUCCCCCCGGCACGCCAACCAAGCAUAGCGCAAACAGCAAGCGGAGCGAUUCCGGUUCUAAUGACUAUGGGUCUAGAGGAGACAAUAAGUACCCUGCUGGCAAAGACAAAGCAAAGAUGGUCUCAUCAGUCGGCCUACAAGACCAACCUUAAAUAAACACAUUAAAAAGCGAAAACAAAACAAAACAAAAAGCAAAAACAAAGCAAAACAAACAGACAGAAAAUUAAAUCACUUAGAAAAAGAACAAAAGAAAAGAAAACAAAACAAACAGAACAAACUAGAAGCAAGAAAGAAUGAAAGAAUAUUCCUUUAGCAAGCUAGCCUCUAAACUAGAAGGAUGUAUAUACCUUGCCACAACAGUACAAAACUGUCUAUAGACAACUUUUGUAUGAAGGAAUGACUGUACAUAUAUACAUAUAUAUAUUUAUAUAUGAUAUAUAAUAUAUAUCUCAGAAACAAGACACAGAAAACAAAACAAAAUCAAAACCCUGAAAGAAUGAAAAGAAAAGAAAGAAAAGAAAAAAGGUAGCACAGAUGACACAGAACCCAGUUCACCAGACCUUGGGUUGUGGUUUAUUUUUGGUUUUCUUUGUUGGUUUUGGGUUUAUUUUUUUUUCCUCUCCUUUUUUUUUUGACUGUUUUUGCCCUUUUUUUUUUUUUUCCCU
Pogoniulus pusillus (Red-fronted tinkerbird) is the source of this 3970-nucleotide messenger RNA. It is a transcript of the gene BRSK2, whose product is annotated as BR serine/threonine kinase 2. Lineage: Eukaryota; Metazoa; Chordata; Aves; Piciformes; Lybiidae. Gene Ontology annotation, biological process: protein phosphorylation; intracellular signal transduction; microtubule cytoskeleton organization. Gene Ontology annotation, cellular component: cytoplasm. The record is from RefSeq and is a predicted model, not a curated record. The transcript is spliced from 22 exons. Gene Ontology annotation, molecular function: ATP binding; protein serine/threonine kinase activity; tau-protein kinase activity. Bases 1244 to 3457 code for a protein of 737 amino acids.